This is a messenger RNA of Cylicocyclus nassatus, 2167 nucleotides long. Lineage: Eukaryota; Metazoa; Nematoda; Chromadorea; Rhabditida; Strongylidae. The record is from the annotation of a GenBank genome assembly.
AUGGCAUGGGCCCACCUCUCGGCUUCUCUGAUUCGUCGGCGCAGCUCGAAUCCGGCGUCGCGUAUGUUCUUCACUUUCUUCCCUGACAGUCUCCAUCCUAAGCGCUUGAGUUGUCCUCGGGCCGCAGGCUGGCAUCUCGUCAGCGCACUUCCUGUAAACUUCCAAAUGGGACAGUCCUGUGGGCUUGGAGUUCGCUCCACCUUCACCAGCCCUGUCUAUUGUGGAGAAGCUCCUCAUCUAUCUGACUCUGGAAUCUCCAUCACAAACUCGAAAAUCGACACUUCUUGCGAGGAUGUCCCAGGCUCUCCUCCCGGGUUCGCUCCGCUUUCCUUCAAGAGUGAUGCUUCCGAUCUAAGAAAACCUCUCAGCUGCCUAAAUGGCAAUGCUCCGCCAUUCACUCCCUAUCUUCAGCAUCAGUUUCAGGAACAGUCUCCGAUGUCCUCAGCCUUGGUAACUCCGUUUUCGAAGCUUCGACUGGAUGAGGGGGUGGAGAUGGACACCUCCUCUUACGUGGACCCUCGUAGUCGUGCGCUUCUACCCAGCUGGGUUUUGGAUGGACAGGGUCGCAUAGUCGCUCCGCUGGCUAGAAUUCUCGAUGAGGAUUUAUUGGCAGUCUUUGCUCGAGACAAGUCUGGUUGCACCUUCCUGCAGGCAAAUUAUCCGCCGGAAGGGACACCGGAAAGAGAGGCCAUUGGAAAGAAGUUGCUGGAGAAUGGAGAAUUAUUUGAGGCACUGUGUGCGGACGUUUUCGGAAAUUUUUUCAUCCAGUGUGCCGUACAGCACUCGAACCAGACGGAACAGAGAUGGAUCAUAAGCCACAUGCUUGGUCGCAAACUUUACCCUAUGUGUCUAAAUCGCUACUCAUGUCGUGUUGUGCAAAAAGUGAUCGAGUGCCUGCCUGAGGAACUGAAAAGCCUUCUUAUGGUGGAACUGCACAGUACCAAUCUUGUCAAUCUGUGCACUGAUCAAAAUGCGAACCACGUCAUCCAAAAAAUAAUGACAACGUUUCCUCUUUCGCAAUGGCAGUUCAUAGUGGAGCACUUCAUCAAGAACCGUGACGAUCUCUUCAGUGUUGCAGAAAAUAAAUAUGGCUGCCGAGUUGUACAGCUCAUUAUUGAAGUUCUUUCCGACAAUAGUAAGAAACCUCUCAAGCAUAGACCAGAAAUGCUUGAAGAAAUAAUGGGCCAUCUCCUCUCAAACUGUGAGCGCUUGGCUUCAAAUGAGUUUGCAAACUAUGUCAUUCAACACAUUAUAAAGGCGGGGCCCUUGUCAGAUUACCGCGAUAGACUCAUCGAACUUUGUCUGCUGAGAAACUUACUGUCACUAUCGCAAGAAAAAUAUGCAUCACACGUCGUUGAAAAAGCCUUAGAAUUUGCUCCUCCGGCGCUGCUGGCAGAAAUGAUGGACGAAAUAUUCGAUGGAUACGUACCUCAUCCGGAAACCAAAAAGGAUGCUCUCGAUAUCAUGUUGUUCCACCAGUUCGGCAAUUACGUUGUCCAGCGUAUGCUCGAUAUCUGUUGCGAAGCAGCCCGCGCAAAAAAAGCUGGAAUCAAUCUACCAGAUAGCGACCAGCGUAUGGAAUGGCUCGAUCGUCUCGAAACCCGCAUCGCCCAAAAUCGCCAUCGUCUUGCAAGGUAUUCGUCUGGAAAGAAAAUUCUGGCGACUUUACAACAGCUAAAUGAUUGCUCAGCUGUGCAGAGCACUCCAGUUCGUGGUCGUAGAGCAUUUCCAAUUGUGCCUCCCAGUUAUCGUUGAAGUGCAGCCUCAUUCUCUGUUUUGUUUUCCACUUUUUCUGUGAAUCGCAUAAUUCUGUGGCCGUAAUUUUCUGCCAUUCCUGAGUUUUUUUUUUUUUGAUAAUUUGAGUUAUUCUGUCACAUUUCCUCUAUUAUUAUUGAAAGCUGCUGUAUAUCUCGUAUUGACCUACUGUGAAUGGUAUUAACAGCUAUUCCUGUCAUCUACAUGUUCAAUACGAAACUUCUAAUGCAUGUAAGUUUUCAUUCGGUUCUGCAGCCUGGAACUUGCCCUGUAUAUUCUCUUUCGGCAGUUCUGUUCAAGGUUUUCUUUUGAUUUCAGAAUGCCAGUUAAGAUUUCUAUUUUUAUAUAAGCUGUAUAUGAGUGAUUCUAAUAAAUGAUUUUGUUCAAGUGUAAGCCCAUGGAAGCAAACGCU